Molecule: messenger RNA, 557 nt
Organism: Botrytis porri
Lineage: Eukaryota; Fungi; Ascomycota; Leotiomycetes; Helotiales; Sclerotiniaceae
Exons: 2
Coding region: 1-246 (81 amino acids)
Biological process (GO): protein histidyl modification to diphthamide
Molecular function (GO): metal ion binding
Source: RefSeq, a predicted model, not a curated record
AUGGCCGAAAAUAUUUACGAUGAAAUCGAGAUCGAGGAUAUGACUUAUGAUCCAGUCCUACAAAUCUAUCAUUAUCCAUGUCCAUGUGGCGAUCGAUUUGAAAUCGGUAUUGCUGAUUUGAGAGAUGGCGAAGACAUUGGAGUCUGCCCAAGUUGUAGUUUGAUGAUAAAAGUUAUUUUUGAGGUGGAUAAUUUACCAAAGCCGGAAGGAGAUCAAGGUGGCCCUCAGGUGACGAUUGCGACUUGAGUAGGUUUGUGAUCCGAGUCUAUACACAUCAUGCAUCGCCCCAAGAAAGGAAGUUUUGCUGGAAGCUAGGAUGAUUGAGGGAUACGUGAAAGUGAGAAUGGAAAUACUUCCUAAAAUAUUAUUCGCACCCAACGAUGAGCGUCUAGUCCAGCGUCAUUCUGCGAAGAAUUACUACCGCAAGAAUAGAACCAGAUUGGAUCAAGCCGAGGUCACAGGCAACAAGAAGUAAAGAGAGUUAGAUUUCUUGGAGAAGCUGUAUUGUGUCUAUAAUAAGCAGAUAGUCAGAAAUUUAGACUGUGUCCAUUACCAUU